AAAAACCGCCACGCGCGAACGUGCCUUCCCCUUCUCCUACCUCACCUCUCGCCAUCGCCACCCCCAACCGCCGACGAGAUCGAGGCCACCGGCGAGAUCCGCCGCGAGAUCCUCCCCUUCCCCUACUCCGAUGCGAUCGCCUCGGUUCUAGAUCCCCCUCGCUCGCACGCGGCGGGGCAUGAUGGCGCAGGCGAGCGACCUGGAGCCGCUGCGGUCGGGGGCGGGGGCGCUGCCGUCGUCGGCGGACCCGGACUCGCCGUCGACGCCGAGGAGGAGCCGCGUGCGCGAGCUGCUGCGGAGCCUGGACCGCCGGCUGUCCAGCCGGGGGCGGCACCACCGCCACGCAGCGGAGGGCGCGGCGGCGUCCCCCAGGGGCGGCGGCGGCGGGGAGCCCGGGUCCGAGGACAGCGACGAGCUCGGGGACGGCGCGCCGCCCGAGUGGGCGCUGCUGCUCGUCGGCUGCCUCCUCGGCCUCGCCACCGGCAUCUGCGUCGCUGCGUUCAACCGCGGGGUGCAUAUCAUACAUGAAUGGGCAUGGGCAGGCACACCCACAGAGGGAGCUGCUUGGCUUCGCCUCCAGAGACUUGCUGAUACAUGGCAUAGGAUAUUGUUAAUUCCAGUGACUGGUGGAGUUGUUGUUGGUAUGAUGCACGGAUUACUGGAGAUAUUUGAGCAGAUAAAACAAUCAUUAUCAUCUCAAAGGGAAGGUGUUGAUUUCAUGGCUGCGAUUUUUCCUACAAUCAAAGCAAUACAAGCUGCAAUUACUCUAGGGACGGGAUGUUCAUUGGGGCCAGAAGGGCCAAGCGUUGAUAUUGGUAAAUCUUGUGCAUAUGGAUGUGCUGAAAUGAUGGAGAACAAUAGGGAACGGAGAAUUGCUCUUGUUGCUGCCGGAUCAGCUGCUGGGAUUGCUUCAGGUUUUAAUGCUGCGGUUGCUGGAUGUUUUUUUGCUAUUGAAACAGUACUGAGGCCACUUCGAGCAGAGAAUUCACCGCCAUUUACCACUGCUAUGAUUAUAUUGGCAUCAGUUAUAUCAUCAACUGUGUCCAAUGUUUUGCUAGGGGAGAAGGCAGCUUUUAUUGUCCCGACGUAUGAACUAAAAUCUGCUGCUGAGUUACCACUCUACCUUAUCCUAGGCAUGCUUUGUGGGGUAGUGAGUGUGGCAUUCAGACAGUUGGUGGUUUGGUUCACAAAGACUUUUGACUUGAUAAGGAAGAAAUUCAGCCUCCCUGCUGUAGUAUGCCCUGCGUUAGGGGGUCUUGGAGCAGGUUUAAUAGCUCUAAGGUACCCUGGAAUACUGUACUGGGGCUUCACCAAUGUUGAUGAAAUUUUACAUACUGGAAAAAGUGCCUCAGCCCCUGGAAUCUGGCUCUUAGCUCAGUUGGCUGCUGCAAAAGUUGUAGCAACUGCACUCUGCAAGGGUUCUGGUCUUGUUGGUGGCCUUUAUGCUCCAAGCUUGAUGAUUGGUGCUGCUGUUGGUGCUGUAUUUGGAGGCUCAGCAGCAGAACUAAUAAACUCUGCCAUCCCGGGUAACACUGCUGUUGCACACCCUCAAGCUUAUGCACUAGUGGGAAUGGCUGCCACACUAGCAUCAGUCUGCUCAGUUCCAUUGACUUCAGUACUACUACUAUUCGAACUAACAAAAGAUUACAGAAUUUUACUGCCUCUGAUGGGAGCUGUUGGUUUAGCAAUAUGGGUGCCAUCUGUUGUAAUGUCUGGCAACAAAGAGGCGUUUGAGGCUACAUCUCCUCGGCAUGGUUAUUCUUCACUAUUACCUCCUACAGAUAGGAAUGAGACAGACCGGAGACGACCAGACAGAGAUGACGUUGAACUUGCAAUUCUAGACGAUGAUCCCUACCGCUAUGGUAUUAACAAUGAGGAUAUGCUUCUUGAUGAUUUAAAGGUAUCACAAGCAAUGUCAAAGCAAUUUAUUAAGGUUACACCUACAGUGACUAUCAAGGAGGCAACAAGGCUUAUGCAUGAUAAGCAGCAAAAUUGUGUUCUUGUAGUAGACAGUGAAGAUUUUCUUGAAGGAAUUGUUACGAUUGGUGACAUUCGCCGUAAAGGAUUUGAAUCUGAAUUAAGUGAAGAUACUCCACGGAAUGGGGCAAAUUCAUCUACUUUGGAUGCAAAUUCUUCUCUUGUUUCAUCAUGCCUCACUAGAGGGUUUCAGUACCACGGCAAUGAAAGAGGACUAGUGACCUGCUUUCCAGAUACAGAUCUGAGCACUGCUAAGGUGCUCAUGGAAGUGAAAGGUAUCAAGCAACUUCCAGUGGUAAAACGGAGGGCUGGCCGUAGGAAUGAUGGAAGACGUAAGGUCCUUGGCCUUCUUCAUUAUGAUUCAAUAGGGUGGUGCUUAAGGGAAGAGCUUGAGCGGUGGAAAGCCAUUUAUCAAAGAGAGAAUUUCCAGCAGUCAGCUGUUAAUGGCCACUGAGCAAAAAGAAGUGCUGAAGUUUUGGUUGUACGUUUUAGUGAAGAGAAAUACCAAAUUUAUAAAGUGACAUUUCAACAUGAUUAGGGUUAACUUAAAACCUCCUCACUCAAAAAAUAUCCUCGUCAAAUGUAAAGUUUCUUGGAGUUGCCACAUAUGCACAUUUUUGUGCAGAGAAAAUAUAUAAGCGGUGAUGGUGUGAUUCGCUUUUGUUAGCGUUGACUGUUUCGAAGUUCUGACAUGACAGUAUACUGGGUACACUUUGGUCUGUCCCGCAAAAAAGCAUUGCAAAUGGUGACUGUUUAUUGUUUC
Oryza sativa Japonica Group (Japanese rice) is the source of this 2740-nucleotide messenger RNA. Its product is annotated as chloride channel protein CLC-f. The record is from RefSeq and is a predicted model, not a curated record. Gene Ontology annotation, biological process: transmembrane transport; chloride transport. Gene Ontology annotation, molecular function: voltage-gated chloride channel activity. NCBI's taxonomy places the organism in Eukaryota, Viridiplantae, Streptophyta, Magnoliopsida, Poales, Poaceae. Gene Ontology annotation, cellular component: Golgi apparatus; membrane; chloroplast.